Molecule: messenger RNA, 3647 nt
Organism: Amoebophrya sp. A120
Lineage: Eukaryota; Dinophyceae; Syndiniales; Amoebophryaceae
Source: the annotation of a GenBank genome assembly
CGCAUGGACGCCUGGUGUGAGUGCGAGUACAGCAGGCUCGCCCAGACUCAGCGCAUUGCCGCGUUCGUGGAGCGAAGUAGAAAAGAGUACGCGACGACCACGACCACGGCGGCGCGAGGUGAAGUAGUAGGAAGCGCAGAGGUGUUGCAGCGCGAAAAUAAUCCUAAUCCACCUCCUCGUCCACCACGGGGCUCAUAUAGUGCAACAACCUCUACCAGCGCAGCGGUACCACUUGCCGGGGAGGCCGGAUUUGUGAAUCAAACGCCUGCUACAUCGACAGCAACCUGUUGCGCCGCCGCCGGGGGCAAACAAGACGGAAGUAAGGUUGUUGGAGACGUGGAUCCAGCGCUUCCAGAAGCGGCGGGACUACCGAGAUUUACGCGCGCACGCAUCUGGCUCGAUGUGUACUUGUGGCUGACCGAAAAGUUGCCGAUCACCGCGGCGGGCGGUGCUAGUACUACCGAGGAGCAAAAGCGAACCGAAAAAUGUGAACGGGUGCUUCGCUAUUUGCUGCACGGCUUCGAAGUUUCGUUGGCGGAAGAAAUGAAAGCCCGAUCGACCUCCCUCAUUCGGACCGGAGAUCAGGAAGUCACCGGGAGAGAACAAAAUAUAAUCACAUCCUGCGAAUCGAAAUCGUCCCUCUCGACAGGUGCGGCUGGCAGCUCCUGUGCGCCGUGUUUGGUAACAUCGCCACAGAAAUUAUCGACCACAAGACGGGCAAAGAGUGAAGAAGAGACUCAUCAUGGUUCUUCGGAGAAGAUGCUCCUGCGCGUUGUGGAGAAGGAGCAAGAAUUGUCACUGGAGGAGCAGGUGCACGCCCUGCAGCCAAAUUUGCGUGAGCUCGCGGAGGAAAUAAAACUCAACCAUAGGCAUUGUUCGGCCUUGGGCAAAGCUGCUUCGGAGGAUGUGUCCGCGGCUUUGAAACUGUUGCAGAAAUACAACAAUGGGCGAAUAGACACGAUUUCGUCCGCUACCGCUUCCGUAGUCUCAACAGGCAACGUGAUACUCCCCGCGGCUUCGGCAGUUUAUUCCGACACGGAGUUCAUCGUGGAGCGAAAAGAUGAAAGUGCUCGCUGCCAACCGGUUGGGGCCGCCACGUCAACCAUGGCGACGACGAUCAAUCAACACGUUGGGUACGCCUUGUGUGCGUGGUUCAACCUACUUCUUUCGCAGCUCCGUGGGGGACCUCACCUGAAUUGGGCUUCCGCGGCCUUGCUAGAACAGGAGGACGGGGAGAAGGAAGAGUCUGCGCAAAGUCGGUUCUUGAAGAAAAUGCGAAGGAGCACAGUCACUUCGAUGCAGCAGAUGAUGACCGCCAUUCGAAAGAAAACGGGCAAGAAUAAAACAGCGGCCGCACUGGUGGUGCACGAGCCCCCGUCCGACUCUCACGGGCAGAAGAUCACAGGGAACAUUGUUUCUGCUCGCGAGGACGUGUCCGAGAAUGAUGCGGAGAAAGAAGCCGACAGCAACAUCAAGCAGCUGGAGUUGCAAGCAGAGACGUCGGUGUCUUUACAAGAGCGUCCAAAGUCCACGACUCUUGAGGGUCAAAAUGAGAUAAACGUCGGAGCUCCUUCUACGACCACAUGUCUCACUAGUCUCGUGACGCCAAAGUCGCUAACGACCGCACGCCCCCAGCAGAGCAGGACCGUUAGUACAACGGACGAACACCAGCACAUGGUUUCUACCUCUACCAGUUCCACAGACGAACAGAAAUUUGAUUUUCGCCGGUUGAACGAUUUGGGUGUGCUGAGUUCGAUGGCUGACAUGCUGGCGUGUAGGUUUGACGCAGCACUCGCGGAGUCGUUUAGGGACUUUGCAAAGCGUUUUCGGCUGUUGGCGGCCGAAGCCGCGACCACCUGCCUCACGCCGCUACUAACUUCGCCUCCCUGCCUCCGGCUGCGAAAAAACCUCUGGAAAGAGGCCAGCAGUGGUCCGUGCACGUCGAUUUCCAGUUGCUUUGCCAAGCUUUUUUUAUGGGCACACGACUUUCUGCUGCGGAGCCAAGCGCAAAUGGCGUCCCCAACCAGCUUCCAUUCCUUGCUUGAUGCCACCGCGCGGUUGCUGUUGAUCCGGCCCUCGUUGAGGGGACUGCUGGUACACGCUCCGUUGCGUCGUUUGGAGCGACAGUUUCUGGGCGUCAAGCCGGAGGAGAGAGACCUCAGUGUCGCACAACUUCUGUUACAGCAGGAAACCCUACUGCAGCGGGUGUUUUUCAACAACUUUCAGCUUCAAUAUCCGAAAAGUUCGACUAGCAGCGGAACAAGGGUCGUCGUCGUUGCACCUCCUCUUGGAGGGGAUAAUGAUAAAGAGGCUUUUUCGCAAAAAUCUUCCACCUCGUUUGCUGCCUCACAGAUGACGUUUGCGAAAGGUGGGUCCACCUCGUCCUGCAAGAACUACCAGUUGCGCCCGCUGGAGCUAGUGCGGCGGGUUCUGCAAGAGGAAGAGACAGCUGACGUUGGAUUGGUGUACGUGGACCUGCGAAACGAAUUUCCCGCGUUUACUCUGAAAGCGAUGCAAAGACUCCUCAGCUGGCGCGACCGCGACACGCGUCCCCAGCGCCAGGAAUUGGCCCGCGAGAUCCACCUGCUCGAGAAGGCCUUGCUGCUCGAACGCAGAAAUACCAAGAAAGACGGAGGACGGGGAGAAGGUUCGUCUACCUCCGCGGAGAAUUAUCCACCGAACGAUACGGCCUGCGCAUCCGCCUGGAAUCACGACGUCGCUGCACCCGGGCAGGAACAGGAUGACAUCUUUUUCGGUCUGCUGCAGUGAACAAAAUGAAAACGUCGAAACAGUUGAUGUUCACUAGAUAGAAGACGGUCUGCUUUAUUUCCAUGUCCUCCGAUAGAAAUAGAAUAUUGAUUGUGUGUGAUUGUAUAUGUAUUCAUCAUCGAGAUGCCUGGAAGUAAUGAUCGAUCCAUCGUUUCAGGAGCGAGAAAUUGCUGAUUGCUCCUCCCGCAUAGCCGAGCUGAUCGAUUUCCAAAGAGCUGGAUGGAAGCCUCGGAGCACCAUCGGCGUCGGCGGCCUCAAGGAAAUGAGCCUCAGGGGUUUGUGAAGUUGAAGGAAGCUGCAGACAGAUGGAAAUUGAUGGCGUUGGCACUAUUUGCGUCUCUAUCUAGACUAUCACGCCAGUCACUCUUCAUUUCGAGACUUCUGACAAUUCAAGUUCCAAAUAUUGACCUUCAAAAAUCGACAAGCAGUGAGAAGCCACCCACUCGGUCACUUUUUCUUGUGUGCGAAUUUCAAGCAAAGAACUUGACUUUCUUCGAGAUCGUUGAUUGACUGUAGACGUCUUCUACUUCCUCUCGCCGUUGCUAGUUUCUCACUCUAUAGGUAUAAUGCAAAUGUUGGCGCUCCAUUGUGGAAAGAGCUUGCGUGGUGUCGCCGCGACCUGGCUAAGGAUGGAAUGUGACAGUGCGCCUACUUGAGCGACGCUGGUCGCCGUUUCGUGCGUGGCUGAGGGAUAUGGUAUUGGAGUGGUAGACUGCUCUCGAGGGCGAACAAAAGCUGGCGAGGGGCGUGCUAAUGCUUCUCCAGCCGCGCGACAGUUCCGGAGAGUGAGAACGUUUGCGACUGCAAGAGAGUUUUGGAAAACGAAGCCGCUGGUUGGAAGUGCACGCACCAAGUGCGCGCCUGUUGGUAUCCUAAGC